CGAUUGUAAUCGUAAGUAUAAAUAAACAAAUAAUUUGUUAUUCAUUUUAUCAGGUGCUUUAAGGAGACUUGACCUUAAAUGUCAUUAAACAACAAGCCAAUUAUUGCCUGGAACUGGUGUAGCACACAACAGGAAAUUUUAAAAAUAUGUUUCACUUGGACUAUAAGUAAUUUUGGUUCAUGUAACCAAUUAAGAGAUGAAUGGAAAUCACCAACAUUUUCAUCUGCUGUUAAUGGCAAAUACAAAUGCUGUUUACUUAUUAAACGAGAUAAGGAGUUUUUCCAAUUUUAUUUAUUAUUUUUAGAUCCCAUCGAAAAUUUGAUUCAAAAGUUCAAAUAUAGAAUAUAUUUGUCAAAAGCAAAUAAAGAAAACCCAAGUGUCUAUGAGAAUGUUGUGUCCGUAGGGAAGAAUGAUGUAUAUCAUGUAAUUUCCCUACGAAAUUCUCAUAUACUCGAUAAAACUAAAAGUCUAUUACCCGAAGACAAUUUGAAAAUACACUGUGAAAUAACCUUCUCAGAAAAAGUGGUUAAUAUUUCGCGUCAAUCUAUUUCCUCUCCCAAAUGUGCAUUAACUAAAGAUUUCGGUAAUCUCUUGCAAAAUGGAAUUUUCGCAGAUGUCACAUUAGUUGUGGACGAUAAAGAAUUUCACGUACAUAAAGCUAUAUUGGCUGCUCGAAGUCCGGUGUUUGCUGCCAUGUUUGAGCAUGAAAUGAAGGAACAAACAUUGAAUCGUGUUGAAAUAACCGAUAUUGAUGGGGAUAUUUUGCAGGAAAUGUUACGUUUUAUUUAUACUGGCAAAGUGAUAAAUAUUGCUGAAAUAGCCAAGUUUCUUUUACCAGCUGCCGAUAAAUACGCUAUAGAAUCGUUAAAAAAAUUCUGUGAGGUCAUGCUAAACGAUAAAAUAUCCAUUGAAACUGCUGUUGAAACUUUAAUAUUAGCUGAUCGUCAUAGUGCUCAGGAACUAAAGAUAAACGCUAUAGCAUUUAUAAAUUCUAACGCUACUGAAGUUAUGAAAACUCAAGAUUGGGAAAAUAUGAUAAAAACACAUUCAUAUUUAAUUGCUGAGACGUAUCAGGCAUUUGCAGAGAAACAGUAUUUAGCGCUUGCGCCUAAAAUCUAAAAAAAAAAUAGGAAUGAAAUUAAACUUAAUUAUAUUUAUUAUUACGUCUAAGAGCUAAAAACUAUUAAAACUUAUCAAAAAUAUAUAGCUUAUAUACUAUAAGACUCGAAUAAUUCAAAAUUCGUGUUUACUAAAUUCGGAGUACCUACUAAAAUAGGAUCCGUUUUGAAAUCAUUUAAAAAGUUUUAUUUUUCGGUUUUAUGUUCUGUUAAUAAUUUUAAAAUUUAUUUCAGAAAUAAUUUGUUAUAAAACCGCUAUUCUCGUAACGUCGUUUAUUUAUGGAUUAUGUCAGCUUUGUAGUAAAUGUACAAAUAAAUGUACAAUAAAA
This is a messenger RNA of Lucilia sericata (common green bottle fly), 1447 nucleotides long. Its product is annotated as protein roadkill-like. Gene Ontology annotation, cellular component: nucleus; cytoplasm. The transcript is spliced from 2 exons. The coding region runs from base 79 to 1119 and encodes 346 amino acids. The record is from RefSeq and is a predicted model, not a curated record. Lineage: Eukaryota; Metazoa; Arthropoda; Insecta; Diptera; Calliphoridae. Gene Ontology annotation, biological process: regulation of proteolysis; proteasome-mediated ubiquitin-dependent protein catabolic process. Gene Ontology annotation, molecular function: ubiquitin protein ligase binding.